Gymnodraco acuticeps is the source of this 2955-nucleotide messenger RNA. RefSeq lists its product as uncharacterized. The record is from RefSeq and is a predicted model, not a curated record. The transcript has 2 exons. The coding region runs from base 134 to 2818 and encodes 894 amino acids. NCBI's taxonomy places the organism in Eukaryota, Metazoa, Chordata, Actinopteri, Perciformes, Bathydraconidae.
AUCUUUAUCCAUUAUUAGUCAAAGUCAGGUCCAUUGGGGAAAGGUGGGAGGGGGGGAGAGAGAGAGAGAGAGGAGAGAGUUAUUACUGUUAUAACCCAGACCAUAAUACUUUAAUGGUCAGAUCAAGUCUGAAAUGCUAGCAGCUCAGAGUCUCAGGUCAGAGCAUGCUUUGGGUCCAGAGGAUGCUGCUGGAGCCUCAGGUCAGAGCAUGCUUUGGAUCCAGAGGAUGCUGCUGGAGCCUCAGGUCAGAGCAUGCUUUGGAUCCAGAGGAUGCUGCUGGAGCCUCAGGUCAGAGCAUGCUUUGGAUCCAGAGGAUGCUGCUGGAGCCUCAGGUCAGAGCAUGCUUUGGAUCCAGAGGAUGCUGCUGGAGCCUCAGGUCAGAGCAUGCUUUGGAUCCAGAGGAUGCUGCUGUAGCCUCUCAGGACAGAGCAUGCUUUGGGUCCAGAGGAUGCUGCUGGAGCCUCAGGUCAGAGCAUGCUUUGGAUCCAGAGGAUGCUGCUGGAGCCUCAGGUCAGAGCAUGCUUUGGAUCCAGAGGAUGCUGCUGGAGCCUCAGGUCAGAGCAUGCUUUGGAUCCAGAGGAUGCUGCUGGAGCCUCUCAGGGCAGAGCAUACUUUGGGUCCAGAGGAUGCUGCUGGAGCCUCUCAGGACAGAGCAUACUUUGGGUCCAGAGGAUGCUGCUGUAGCCUCUCAGGACAGAGCAUGCUUUGGGUCCAGAGGAUGCUGCUGGAGCCUCAGGUCAGAGCAUGCUUUGGAUCCAGAGGAUGCUGCUGGAGCCUCAGGUCAGAGCAUGCUUUGGAUCCAGAGGAUGCUGCUGUAGCCUCUCAGGACAGAGCAUGCUUUGGGUCCAGAGGAUGCUGCUGGAGCCUCAGGUCAGAGCAUGCUUUGGGUCCAGAGGAUGCUGCUGGAGCCUCUCAGGUCAGAGCAUGCUUUGGGUCCAGAGGAUGCUGCUGGAGCCUCAGGUCAGAGCAUGCUUUGGAUCCAGAGGAUGCUGCUGGAGCCUCAGGUCAGAGCAUGCUUUGGAUCCAGAGGAUGCUGCUGGAGCCUCAGGUCAGAGCAUGCUUUGGAUCCAGAGGAUGCUGCUGGAGCCUCAGGUCAGAGCAUGCUUUGGGUCCAGAGGAUGCUGCUGGAGCCUCUCAGGGCAGAGCAUGCUUUGGAUCCAGAGGAUGCUGCUGGAGCCUCAGGUCAGAGCAUGCUUUGGGUCCAGAGGAUGCUGCUGGAGCCUCUCAGGUCAGAGCAUGCUUUGGGUCCAGAGGAUGCUGCUGGAGCCUCAGGUCAGAGCAUGCUUUGGGUCCAGAGGAUGCUGCUGGAGCCUCAGGUCAGAGCAUGCUUUGGGUCCAGAGGAUGCUGCUGGAGCCUCAGGUCAGAGCAUGCUUUGGGUCCAGAGGAUGCUGCUGGAGCCUCAGGUCAGAGCAUGCUUUGGAUCCAGAGGAUGCUGCUGGAGCCUCUCAGGUCAGAGCAUGCUUUGGAUCCAGAGGAUGCUGCUGGAGCCUCUCAGGGCAGAGCAUGCUUUGGGUCCAGAGGAUGCUGCUGGAGCCUCAGGUCAGAGCAUGCUUUGGGUCCAGAGGAUGCUGCUGGAGCCUCAGGUCAGAGCAUGCUUUGGGUCCAGAGGAUGCUGCUGGAGCCUCUCAGGUCAGAGCAUGCUUUGGGUCCAGAGGAUGCUGCUGGAGCCUCUCAGGUCAGAGCAUGCUUUGGGUCCAGAGGAUGCUGCUGGAGCCUCUCAGGUCAGAGCAUGCUUUGGGUCCAGAGGAUGCUGCUGGAGCCUCUCAGGUCAGAGCAUGCUUUGGAUCCAGAGGAUGCUGCUGGAGCCUCUCAGGUCAGAGCAUGCUUUGGAUCCAGAGGAUGCUGCUGGAGCCUCAGGUCAGAGCAUGCUUUGGGUCCAGAGGAUGCUGCUGGAGCCUCAGGUCAGAGCAUGCUUUGGAUCCAGAGGAUGCUGCUGGAGCCUCAGGUCAGAGCAUGCUUUGGGUCCAGAGGAUGCUGCUGGAGCCUCAGGUCAGAGCAUGCUUUGGAUCCAGAGGAUGCUGCUGGAGCCUCAGGUCAGAGCAUGCUUUGGGUCCAGAGGAUGCUGCUGGAGCCUCAGGUCAGAGCAUGCUUUGGAUCCAGAGGAUGCUGCUGGAGCCUCAGGUCAGAGCAUGCUUUGGGUCCAGAGGAUGCUGCUGGAGCCUCAGGUCAGAGCAUGCUUUGGAUCCAGAGGAUGCUGCUGGAGCCUCAGGUCAGAGCAUGCUUUGGGUCCAGAGGAUGCUGCUGGAGCCUCUCAGGGCAGAGCAUGCUUUGGAUCCAGAGGAUGCUGCUGGAGCCUCUCAGGGCAGAGCAUGCUUUGGAUCCAGAGGAUGCUGCUGGAGCCUCUCAGGGCAGAGCAUGCUUUGGAUCCAGAGGAUGCUGCUGGAGCCUCUCAGGGCAGAGCAUGCUUUGGAUCCAGAGGAUGCUGCUGGAGCCUCUCAGGGCAGAGCAUGCUUUGGAUCCAGAGGAUGCUGCUGGAGCCUCUCAGGGCAGAGCAUGCUUUGGGUCCAGAGGAUGCUGCUGGAGCCUCUCAGGUCAGAGCAUGCUUUGGAUCCAGAGGAUGCUGCUGGAGCCUCUCAGGGCAGAGCAUGCUUUGGAUCCAGAGGAUGCUGCUGGAGCCUCUCAGGGCAGAGCAUGCUUUGGAUCCAGAGGAUGCUGCUGGAGCCUCUCAGGGCAGAGCAUGCUUUGGGUCCAGAGGAUGCUGCUGGAGCCUCUCAGGGCAGAGCAUGCUUUGGGUCCAGAGGAUGCUGCUGGAGCCUCAGGUCAGAGCAUGCUUUGGGUCCAGAGGAUGCUGCUGGAGCCUCUCAGGGCAGAGCAUGACUUUCUAACGGGUGGAGCAGGUUAGAUUUGAAAGCUGUUCACAAACACUGUCAGUACUGUAGAACAGACACAAUGAGAGAUGUAAAGAACAGCAUGUAUCAUCUGCUUCAUCACCACUGACCCCUCCCCCCCCCCCU